This is a messenger RNA of Triplophysa dalaica, 2564 nucleotides long. RefSeq names its product hyaluronan and proteoglycan link protein 1b (gene hapln1b). The coding region runs from base 203 to 1270 and encodes 355 amino acids. The transcript has 5 exons. Lineage: Eukaryota; Metazoa; Chordata; Actinopteri; Cypriniformes; Nemacheilidae. Gene Ontology annotation, molecular function: hyaluronic acid binding. The record is from RefSeq and is a predicted model, not a curated record. Gene Ontology annotation, biological process: cell adhesion.
GGGGGGUUUGGUUACUCUGCAGAGCACUUGUGCUGACUGCAGUAGAGAGGAAGUACCUCAGUGCGUCAGCACUCUCAAAUAAAUGAAGAAUCUCUGAUCAAUCCCAGCGACUGCAGACACACACACACUCUCAUCAUCUCCAGAUCUCACGUGUCCACUGCUCUGUAAGAUGUGAAGUGACCACCCCAACCCCCCCGGUGCUAUGAACAAGAUGAUGUUUCUGUUGAGCCUCUUCCUCCUCUCUGUGAGCCACGCAGACAAGUUUGAGGAUGUGUACAGUGACCUGGAACACUACAGGACCAUUUACAUCUCAGAAAAUGGUCCUCAGCUCACAGUUGACACAGCACAACCCAAAGUGAUCUCUCAACGCGGAGGCAACAUCACACUGCCAUGCAAAUUCAAGCGGGAUCCCUCAUCCGUCCCGAACCCCAAGCUGAGGAUUAAAUGGACCAAACUCACGUCAGACUACCUGAAAGAGAUCAAUGUGUUUGUAGCCAUGGGCUUCCACAAAAAGAGCUACGGUCCCUUCCACGGCCGCGUGCACCUCCUGAACGACGGCGAGAACGACGCCUCGCUCGUCAUCAAUGACAUCACACUGGAGGAUUAUGGGAAGUAUAAGUGUGAGAUCAUCGAUGGACUUGAAGAUGACACGACCGUCGUGACUCUCGACCUGCAGGGCAUCGUGUUCCCCUAUUUUCCUCGUCUGGGUCGCUAUAUCCUGAACUUCUAUGAUGCUGAGAAAGCUUGCAGAGAUCAGGACGCUAUCGUGGCGUCUUUCGAGCAGCUGUACGACGCCUGGAGAGACGGUCUGGACUGGUGUAACGCCGGCUGGCUCAGUGACGGAUCCGUUCAGUACCCCAUCACCAAACCCAGAGAACCGUGCGGAGGCAAGAACACCAUCCCCGGCGUGAGGACUUACGGGAUGCGAGACAAGCAAAAAGAGAGAUAUGACGUCUACUGCUUCACAUCUAACUUCAGAGGACGUUUCUACUACUUGAUACACCCUUCCAAACUCACGUACGACGAGGCGGUGCAGGCCUGCAAGAAAGACGGCGCUCAGAUGGCUAAAGUGGGUCAGAUGUACGCGGCGUGGAAGCUGCUGGGCUACGAUCGUUGUGACGCGGGGUGGCUGGCGGACGGUAGCGUGCGUUACCCCAUCUCACAUCCCCGCCGGCGCUGUAGUCCCACAGAGGCCGCCGUACGCUUCUCUGGGUUCCCGGAUAAGAAGCAGAAACUGUACGGCGUCUACUGCUACAAGAGUGAGAAAUGAGACGCCGCGCUAACUUGAGAACUGAACGUUCUGAUGUAAGGAGUUCGUUCAAGUGUUAAACUGUGACAAAAUCUCUAGAUACUGUAAUACAGAAUGAAGGGAAGUGAUGGGGGUUUGGUUGAAGCUAGUCGAGACUUCUCCAAAAAUAUUAACAUGAGGCUAAGAAAACAAAGAUGUCACACACGGAGUUCUUCUGUUAAGCGUGAGGUAUCUUGAGGGAUGAUGGGAACGACAGUAAAGCUUCAACACAUUCAACCGUUACCUUCUGACACUUAGUUUAUCAUUUAAAAAACAUGACAGCUCAUAUAAGAUAAAGAUUAUAAAUCGUUCGAUCACACGUUUUCCUUUUGCCAUUCUGACAGGGUGCUAUAAUGUAUCACUUUCUAAACACUUUUCAAACCAAGCCAUGUUGAGUCACAUCAUUUAGAAAGAAAAAUAUAGUUUUUUUAAGUACUGAAAUAUAAAAGUAGAGUGCUGUUUAUGUUCAUUCUCUUUCUUAAAGUAUCAAACAAUGUUUGCAUGUGAUCUUCAUCAUAAAUCUUCAUUUGUGUUUCACAGCCGAUAUGAUCAUUUCCUGAAACAAUAGAAAACAUAUCCCCAAACGUUUCCUCCUGCAGAGGCGCCAAACGUUCAAAUAAAUGAGUUUGCUAGAGAAAGAAAGCACAGUUUCUAGUUAUGAAGACGAGUAGUUUUAGUCUAUGCAUGUUACUGUUUACAAAGAUCAACACUGAGGUGAUGAUAAAAGACAACAGUGAUGAUGAUGAAGAUCUUACUUAGUACAAAAAAACAGCACAAUGUGAUUUCUUAUCUAUUGUAGACCAGACAGACCUUGCAGGUAAAGGUUUACAUGAAGAACUCAGAAAAAACUGAAGUGCACAGUUAGCAUGUGCAAAAAACCUUUAGAGAAACAAAAGAGACUGCCAAACUGAGCAAAAAACAACAACAAGAGGUUUUAUUAACAAUGUUAUAAAUGUGCGCAAUUGAAGAUUUCGAGUUUUAGCCGCUGUAUGGAGUUACGUCACAAAAGAAAAAUAUGUCAAAACACACAAUGGUUCUAAAUAAUACUGGACUUGCAGUUGUAUUCACAUUCUUUAGCUUUCACUCCGGCGAUGGUCCAUGUGCCUUGUUUACAAGAUUUCAGAUUCACUUUUAGAACUGAAUGCUUAGUAGUGUCUUUAAAGGCAACAUUUGACACCCUUGUUUCAUGUACAUCAAAUAUACCUGAAUGAUUUGAACCUAUCGAUGUCGACAAAACAUUGGACCUAAAAGAAAUAAACUAGUCACAUAAACGUGU